AGAGAGAAAGAGAGAGAGAGAGAGAGGGAGAGGGAGAGAGUAGCAGUCAUUGCAUAUUCAUCUUCUCUUACAAGCCAAACCCACCUCAUUGACUGACAAAGAUUCAAGAAUUUCUUCUCUUGUAAGCCAAACUCUCUCUCUAUAUGGUACUGCAGAUUUCUUUUUGAUGCUGAUAGUUUCUUUUCCACGCCAUUUCUCACGAGAAAUCGGUACUCUGUCACGGAAAAGCAGUCCUUCUUCCCUCAAAAGUUCCCUCCUUUUCCUAUAUAAGCACUUCGACAUCAGUCCAGACUCCAGAGCUCUUCACCGCUUCUGAUCAAUACUUUACUUUUCAUCCAAUGGCGGUGAAGCAGAGACUGGGUGGUUUCCGUGUAAUGCAAUGCAUUCUGUUUGUGAUAUGUUUGCUAGCAGAAGGUAGAGUACGUGUGUUUGCGAUUUUGGACCCUCUUGAUUUCUUGGCUCUGCAAUCGAUUCGGAAGGGGCUUGAUGAUAUGUCCGGGUCGAAUUUCUUUGCUUCCUGGGACUUCACUUCGGAUCCUUGUAAUUUCGCCGGAGUUUACUGUGAUUCUGAUAAGGUGAUCGCUUUAAAUCUCGGUGACCCGAGGGCUGGUUCUCCGGGUCUGACGGGUCGGAUCGAUCCUGCUAUUGGGAAACUCUAUGCUCUCGCAGAGUUUACGGUCGUUCCGGGUCGGAUUAUCGGUUCUCUCCCUUCUUCCAUAUCGCAGUUAAAGGAGCUACGGUUUCUUGCGGUGAGCCGGAACUUCAUAUCCGGAGAGAUUCCGGCGACUUUAGGGCAACUUCGCAAUCUCAAGACGCUUGAUCUUAGUUAUAAUCUGUUUACCGGAGAGAUCCCUCGCGCCGUCGGAACCUUACCAGAGCUAUCCAACGUCAUUCUCUGUCACAACCACCUCUCCGGUUCGAUCGCUCCUUUCCUCUCUCAAACCCUGACCCGGGUCGAUUUAAAGCACAACGAUUUCUCCGGUUCGGUCGCUCCAUAUUCUUUUCCUCCCUCGAUUCAAUACCUCUCGCUAUCCUGGAACCGGUUCAGUGGCCCCAUUGACGGCCUCCUAAACCGGCUCGACCAGUUGAACUAUCUCGACCUCAGCAUGAACCAACUCACCGGCACCAUCCCGGGUCGGGUCUUCAACUUUCCGAUCACAAACCUCCAAUUGCAGAGAAACUCAUUUUCCGGUCCAGUUCAGCCGGCUGAUCAGGUCAAAAUCCCGACCGUCGAUCUUAGCUACAACAGACUGUCCGGCCAGAUAUCACCAAUGUUCUCGACCGUGCAGAAUCUCUACCUUAACAACAACCGGUUCACGGGUCAAGUUCCGGAUAGCUUUGUGGACCGGUUACUGGCGUCAAGUAUACAAAUACUGUAUCUACAGCAUAAUUUUCUGACGGGAAUUGAGAUUAAUCCGACGGCUGAUAUCCCCCUGAGUAGUUUAUUAUGUCUACAGUAUAACUGUAUGGUCCCGCCCGUACAGACGCCCUGCCCUCUCAAGGUUGGGAAGCAGAAGGUUAGGCCGGCAGCGCAGUGUGUGGGGUGGAGAGGGUAAUGGUUUGGAAAUUUGAACUCAUAUCAAGGGCAUUUUGGGAAGGCUGAAUGCUAGAAAGGUUGAUAUUGGGUUUCCAUUUUUGUUUGAUUCAUUAAUUUAUUUUUGGUAAAAUUUAAGUAAAUGUGCACCAAUAAGAUCGUGAAUGCUCGUACAAAGUGUAGCUAUUUAGGGUAAAUAUAUAUAUAUAUA
Molecule: messenger RNA, 1745 nt
Organism: Tripterygium wilfordii
Lineage: Eukaryota; Viridiplantae; Streptophyta; Magnoliopsida; Celastrales; Celastraceae
Product: receptor-like protein kinase
Exons: 1
Coding region: 339-1556 (405 amino acids)
Molecular function (GO): protein binding
Source: RefSeq, a predicted model, not a curated record